AUGGAUGAAUAUGAAGGUCAAAAAAAUGUUCUUCCUAAACGUAUAAUUCUAUGUUGUGAUGGUACAUGGAUGGACAGUGAUGAUGGGUUCAACAAACCAACACUCAUUCCUUACAAACCAACUGGUACAAUGCAAACUCCAAGUAACGUGACUCGUCUUUCAAGAGCCCUGAAAAGAUAUGCUCGAGAUGGCACUCAUCAAAUCAUUUAUUAUCAUUCCGGUGUCGGUACCGGUAGUACUAUGAUGGAUACCCUCAGUGGAGGUAUGCUCGGCACCGGUAUUUCUGAGAACAUUCGUGAGGUUUACAGUUUCGUUGCUGCCAAUUAUAGCCCUGGCGAUGAAAUUAUUCUUGUCGGUUUUUCUCGUGGUGCAUUCACUGCUAGAAGUGUUGCUGGAAUGAUCUCGGAUAUUGGGCUACUCACCCGUCAUGGCAUGACCAACUUUUAUGCUGUGUUUAAAGACCAGGAGAAUUUCAGAAAUCCCGAUUACCAUGACAUCUUUCCCGAUAUUCCGUUUUCAAACAAACCAAAAGACGGUGAUGAGUACAAGAAGAGAUUGGAAGAAGAAGGUUUAACCCGAGUUUAUGAUCCAAAUGGAUCGAAAAUUCGAGUUCAAGCUGUUGCUGUCUGGGAUACUGUAGGUUCUUUGGGCAUUCCAAAUAUUGCUCUACUUGCAAAACUUGGACUCCCGCAUUCAACCAAGGAAUAUAAAUUUCACGAUACCACUCUAUCCAGUUACAUCAGACAUGCUUUCCAAGCUUUGGCACUCGAUGAAAAUCGAAGGCCGUUUAGUCCUGCCGUAUGGGAGAUAAGGGAUUUCGAUAAUGAACCUACUGAUCUACGACAAGUCUGGUUCCCUGGAAGCCAUGCAAAUGUCGGAGGAGGAUAUGAUGAUCAGGAAGUUGCAAACAUUACUUUGGCCUGGAUGAUGGAUCAGCUUGCUUCUAUUGGGAUUGCUUUUCAUGAUGAUGCUAUCGACGUCAUCUUUCGAAAGAGUGUUCAUUACUACGAAAGUCUGCCACCUCCUUCAACUUCUAUCUUCAGGUUCUCGAAGCCAAUCAAUGAAUGGGCAACGCCAGCCGUGUACGAAAAACAUCACCCGGUUCGCCCAUGGGCUCUGGGCAAAAUUUAUAGCUCAAAUACCGGAAUUUGGACUCUUGCAGGUAAACAGACCAGAACUCCUGGUCUUUACAAACGUUUAGAUCCAGAUACAGGUGUCUCAACUGGGGAACCAAUGACACAUACUAAUGAACGUAUCCACUCAAGUGUACGAAUUCGACUUGAUCUUGGCGGACUUGGUGAUGACGACAUGACGAAGUAUAAAUGCCCAGCGCUGCUCAAAAAAGGACCAUGGCGUCUUGAUCAGAUUCGUAUUAAAGUCUCCGAUCCUAUCCCGCCAACUGCCACAUGGGGUCCCACGGCGCCAGCGGCACUGGACGAUGAGCGUACAAGCGAUUUUAGAUGGGUAUGGGAAUAUGAUGGACCGGAAAAGGAUGCACCAAUCAUUCAAACUCUUAUCGAAGAAAAUCUCGGCCCAUAUGAAAGAAAAUUACUACUGUUGAAUAAAGGUAAGGGCAUGUUUCACAAGGUUAUUGAUGAGGCGAGUGCAGAUGAUCAGCGCGUUAAAUAUCAAGAAUCACUUAUGCAUCGACGACGAAAAAAGAAAAAGAGGAGAUCACAUCGAACGUCCACUAGAUCCACGGGGGAGAAAGCUCACAUGACAGCCGAUGAUUUAUUAUUAGGAGAUGCCGCUGUAAAUGGCGAACAUGGAAGAAGAAGAAACCGGAUGGGAAGGGAUGAGGUGGUUAGUUAUGGGAGUGGACCGGUCGUUACUGGGGAGGAACUGGAAUCGGAUGAGAAAUUGGAGAAGUUACGAGGGAUCUCCAGUUAUAAUGGGGAGAGAAGAAAAUCGAGGCAACAUCGGAUUUAUGGACAAGGUUUUGGAGAACUGCCGGUUAGGAGUCGAACGAGAGUUACAGCUGAUCCGAGGGAUCCGGAUUUGGAGAGGGAUAUGAGGGAGUUGGAGCGGCUGAGGGCCGGAAUGACUGCCGAUGUGAACAAGACGAAUUCGAGAAUUAGAAUUGUACCGGCUGGAGAUGAAGAGCCGGAAAGAAGAGAUAGAGGACCAGGAUCACUUCCACGAGUCGAAAUUCAACAUUCGGAACAACAUGAUGAGAUUGUCGUAUUCGAAGAAGAUGAAGUUCUGGAUGAACGAUCACGAUCACAUCGUAGAUCAAGAGUCGGACUUCGUGAACGCGCUAGAAGUUCGGCGAGAACAAUCGAUACAUGGGAAAGGAGUGAAGUUGGUGACAGUACAGUUUUGACUCAGGCCCCGAGGGGAAGAAGUGGUGGUGAAAGAGAGAGGGAAAAAGAUUUGAAGGUUCCCGGUGUGAGGGAGAGGGAGAGAGAAUUAAGUGUACCGAGAAGUGUGGAUAGUUGGGAGAGAAGUGAUGGCGAGGAGUACGACGAGGACGAUUGA
Molecule: messenger RNA, 2478 nt
Organism: Sclerotinia sclerotiorum 1980 UF-70
Lineage: Eukaryota; Fungi; Ascomycota; Leotiomycetes; Helotiales; Sclerotiniaceae
Exons: 7
Coding region: 1-2478 (825 amino acids)
Source: RefSeq, a predicted model, not a curated record